AUGGAAAAGGCCUAUGAUCACAUCAAUUGGGACUUCUUAUUAUACAUGUUGAGUAGAUGUGGUUUUGGAGAAAGAUGGAGAAAGUGGAUGAGGCAUUGUAUGUCAACUGCUCGCUUCUCAGUUUUGGUAAAUGGGGAUCCGGUGGGUUUCUUUAAUAAUUUGUGGGGUUUACAACAAGGUGAUUCAUUAUCACCUCUAUUAUUUGUCAUAAUAAUGAAGGCUCUAAGUAGAAUGAUGUCGGCUGCAGUUGAGGGGGGAUUCUUUUCUAGAUUUUCAGUGGAAAAUAUCAACAUUUCACAUCUUUUGUUUGCGAAUGAUACUUUGCUAUUUUGUGAGGCAAAUGUAGGACAUAUACAAUCCUUGAAGGCCAUUUUACUGUGUUUUGAAGCGGUAUCUAGUUUAAAGAUUAAUCUUGCGGAGACGGAGAUGGUUGCUGUUGGUGAGGUGAGGAACAUUAGGGGGUUGGCCAACAUUUUGGGAUGUGCGGUCUCUUUGUUGCUAUUGAAGUAUCUUGGCCUUUCGUUGGGGGCUACCUUCAAAGCCAAGGCAAUUUGGGAGGAGGUGAUGGAGAAAUUAGAGAAUAGAUUGGCCGGGUAG
Carya illinoinensis is the source of this 597-nucleotide messenger RNA. RefSeq lists its product as uncharacterized. NCBI's taxonomy places the organism in Eukaryota, Viridiplantae, Streptophyta, Magnoliopsida, Fagales, Juglandaceae. Bases 1 to 597 code for a protein of 198 amino acids. The record is from RefSeq and is a predicted model, not a curated record. The transcript has a single exon.